Molecule: messenger RNA, 5186 nt
Organism: Astyanax mexicanus (Mexican tetra)
Lineage: Eukaryota; Metazoa; Chordata; Actinopteri; Characiformes; Acestrorhamphidae
Gene: slc60a2b
Product: major facilitator superfamily domain containing 4B
Exons: 5
Coding region: 218-1990 (590 amino acids)
Biological process (GO): transmembrane transport
Source: RefSeq, a predicted model, not a curated record
ACGGGAGCACGGGACUGACGGGGUGUCCUGUGGCGGAGCUCGGGACGGUGCUCUGGCUCUCGGCUCUUUAUAUCUACGGGUUUUAUUUCACUUCUCCUGGUCUCGGGACUCCCCUGGUUAGACAUGCUGGAGAGCGGGGUGUGGAGCGAGUGCGCGCGCUGACCCGGCGGUUUAUCCUCGCGCGCGCUGUGCUGUUCGGAGUUCAGCAGCGGGUCUAAUGGCUCCCGGCGGCGGGAAGAAGAAGCGCGUCCGCUUCGCGCGCGCGGAGGAGGAGACGCUGUUCGAGCAGCGCGCGGAGAACCGCGACCACCAACCGCAGCUGCGCGUUGAGCGAGGAGGACAGGGCUCGUGCGGCCGAUGGAUGGUUACCGUGACACUGUGCACCUCGUUCCUGGGACUGGGAAUGUGCAUCUCUGUUUUGGGGCCAACAUUGGAGGAUUUGGCCAAAAAUGUGAAUAAAAACAUUAGCAACAUCUCCUACAUUUUUGCUGGCCGUGCCACAGGUUAUAUUGGGGGGUCCCUGUUGGGGGGAAUCCUUUUUGACUUCGUCAACCCUCAUCUACUGCUGGGUUUUUCCAUGCUGGUGACGUCGUUUGGGAUGUUUGCAAUUCCGUUCUGUAAAAAAGCUCUGAUACUCACCGUCCUCGUGUCCAGUGUGGGCGUGACCAUGGGCAUCCUCGACACAGGUGGGAAUGUGUUGAUCUUGAACACAUGGGGUGACCAGUCUGGACCUCAUAUGCAGGCACUCCAUUUCACCUUUGCUGCCGGGGCCUUCGUCUCGCCGAUUGUCGCCAAGAUGCUUUUUGGCCAUGAGCCCGUUUCUGACCAGAAUGCAUCUGUGACUGUUGAAGCCGCCACUAACAAUUCUAAGGCGGUCACAUCAGUUUUGCACUUUUUCCACAGUAAGGGAUUCGUGCAGAUGUCCAUGUGGGCUUACAUUGUCAUUGGUGCCUUUGUCAUGCUGGCAUCAAUGUUGUUCUUCAUUCUCUGCUCCCGAAGCCCCUCAUCAGCGGAGAAAACGUCCUCGACUUCGGGGAAACAGCUCAUCGCCAAACACCACAUUGUGCUGAUCGUGCUGCUGUCCUUAUUUUUCUUCUGGUACGUCGGUGCCGAGGUGGCGUACGGUUCCUUCAUCUUCAACUAUGCCAAGAACUACGUGGGUAUGAGUCAGACCCAGGCCGCUGGGAUGAACUCGCUCUUCUGGGGCUCGUUUGCAGCCUUCCGCGGCUUGGCGAUCAUUUUCGCUACCUGCGUCUACCCGGGCACGAUGAUCCUGCUCAGCCUGGUUGGCUGCACCAUAUCCGCUCUGUUACUGGUCCUAUUUAGUCGCCAUGAGGUGGCGCUGUGGUGCUGCACGGCUCUUUAUGGAGCAUCAAUGGCGACCACAUUCCCCAGUGGGAUCUCCUGGGUGGAGCAGUACACGGUAGUGACUGGAAGGUCCGCUGCAGCGUUCGUGGUUGGGGCAGCACUUGGUGAGAUGGUACUUCCUGCUUCAGUGGGUUUCCUGCUGGAUCGAGUGAAGGAUCAGCCAGUACUGAUGUAUUUGGCUCUAAUAACUGCCACCGUCACCUCAAUCCUCUUCCCUGUCAUGUACAAACUCGCAUCACCAGGCGGGGGCGCUGCACUGAGGAAGCCUCGAGCCAGAGGCAGAGGUGAUGCAGAUGAAAGCGACCGGCAGGCAUUGCUCGAUUCCGCCGGCAAUGAUGAUGAGGAGGCGGAGCCGGAGGAAGAAAGUGGUGGUGGUUUGGAAGCUGACCAAUGGAACGAUGCAGACUUUGAGGUGAUCGAGAUGGACGACACGAGCCUCGUUAACUCACCAAGUAAGGUCAGGACAUCUCCACCUGACGCUUCGUUCAGCUCCCAGAGCGCUCCAUCUUCCUCCACCACUGCAGCCGACAGCCCCCGUCUCAUCGCACCGGACAACACUAUCACCUUCCUGACUGACUCCCCACGGCGCAAACUGAUGCUCGACCGGGAGAAGAACGACUAAAGCUUAAGAAAAUUAGCCAAUCAGCAGUCAGAACCAGUGGUGGCGUAUCUUACUGGAUCUGUUUUGGCUCUGAAUGGAUAGUUCUGAUGAUCUGUUAAGGCUAAUUUUCUCACUGUGCUGGUAAAGCUAACUGAAACCAUCCCAUAAUCAAUUAGGUUGUCCCUAAUUAAAAUACGUCUGUAUGACAGAGUCUGGCUCCAAGCCUGAAAGAAUAUUUAAUCACUGCAGUGUGUAUAUACAUAUGUGCGUGUGGACUGAGCACAAGACCGCUGCCCCUUGCCUUGUUUCAGAGGUACUGCACCUGUUUAUUCUCUAAAGAUCCUGAUUUGCUGAUCCUGCAUGACCAAAAAAAGCUAAUUAAAUGUAAAACAAAUCAAAUCAGCUGUUCUGGUAAGAGAACAAUCACAAAAUCUGUUAUUUCAACUUUUUUUUAUAGGAAUUAACAAUUUCAAUGGCUUUGCAUUUCAUCAUUUCUAUAGAUCAGUUCAUCAAGAUGUUCCUGUAGUGUCUGAAGUAAAACAAAUUAAGUCAAUAAGUUUGCCUGGACAUAGAUGAUGUUGUCCUGCUCCAGUUGUACUGUAGCUUUUCGAGCCAUAUUUCCCUUCUCUUCUUCUUCAGCAUCAUCCUGAUGUUUUCAAGUACUUUGAGAACCUUGUAGACAGAUGACUGCACAGCCACAAAACACAGACAAUGAGCAAAAUAAGUAAAGAAACAAUCAUCUAACAACAGAUGUUAAUAAAUGUGUAUUUAUAAUGCUGAGUCUUGGGCAGCUGCUGUGAUUCUUAAAUCAGGUGUAAAGGUUAAAGAGAUAGUUAGACUGUUGUGGAUCAGCCAAUACAGUAAAGCCCCUUCUGGAUGGGAUUAGUUUCUCUGGGGGACUUCUGUGAAAAAUAUUUCACACUUUCACUCAGUAAUAAAAAUCUUGCAUCUGGAUUACAAUUAAAAACAGGAGAGUUUAUUGGUCACGAGAUCUGAGAAAAAAACGUACAUGGUCGUUCCAGACGGGAAUAAAAUCACAGAGCAGCCCCCCAUAAAAGAGGAAUUUACCCCAGGACCCCCUGAAAAAGUAAUCCCGUCCAGAUAGGGUUAAGAUGAGGUUAAUGUAGUUAGCUAACAAGCAGUAAAACUCACCCCUCACCAACUAGCGUGAUGCUAGCAAUUCCACCUUACCUGGAGUGACAGUUUCACAUUGGCAGCUGAACAGUGAUGAGAAAACCAUUGUACUGAAACUGCAGCUGUGUUAAAGUGAAACAGAAAAAAAUUAUAAAAAUUAUUCAAAUUUAAUUUUAGCCUUGUCACAUAGGCUAAAAUAGGUGGCUCACCAUUUAAGGUGAACUGAAAUUUUGGAAAUAGGUGGCUCACCAUUUAAGGUGAACUGAAAUUUUGAAUGAGAAACCGGUUGCUCACCAUUUAAGGUGGAACUGGAAUUUUGAACGAAAAACUGGUGGCUCACCAUUUAAGGUGGAACUGGCUUUUUAAACGAGAAACUGGUGGCUCGCCACUUAAGGUGGAACUGUAACAUUACAUUUGAACGAUAAACUGGUGGCUUACCAUUUAAAGAGGCACUAAACCAUAUUUUUUCCAUUAAUAGCUGAAAUGUGUUCCUUCGAAGUAAUAAAACAUACCAGUCCUCCUAAAAAAAAGAAGUAUGACCAUUUUCUAAUCUUUAAAAUUAAUCUUGGUCAUUUCCAUCUCUGCAGCGCCCUCACAGGUUCAACUGUGCUAUAGGCGAGGAUGAUGUUUCCGUGUCAUCUUGGUCUCACUCAUAGAUUGUGUAUAGAUGGACAGAGCAUCGUCUCUCAAAGGUGAAGCCACCACAGGUCGGGCGCCCCCUGCUGUUCGGUUUCAGAAAGCUGUGUAACCCCACAAUGAGUAGGCUGUCUCUCCACAGCCUUUCUCUCUCCUCUGGUCUCUGCUGGGCAGAAUCGGGUGUCAGGAUCGCCAACAUGGCAGGAGAUUUUGUCUUCAUUUUCAUUGAAUGAAUGGGAACGGCAACACGACGUCCAUCUUUUUUUACUGUCUCUGGUCUCAUCAGAGGCACACUGCUGCUGCUGCAGCUCAGCCAAUCAGCUCUCCCUCCUGCCCCGCCUCUAAACCCAUACAUCACCCAGUGCCCCUCUCAAACUACCCCUCCCUUUUUUUUUUUAAAGCCUUUUUAAAAUUUGAGCUGAGGGUGGUGUCAGCUUAAAUCAGGGGGUUUAGUGCUGCUUUAAGGUGGAACUGAAGUUUUGAAUCAGAAACUGGUGUUUUGCCAUUUAAGGUGGAAGUGAAAAUUUGAACUACAAACAGUUGGCUCACCAUUGAGGGCGGAAAUUAAAUUUUAUUGAGAAACUGGUGGGUCACCAUUUAAGGUGCAACUGAAAUAACAAAUUAGAAGACUCUCUGUAUCUCUACUACAAACAAACUGAAGGCCAGAACAAAGUUAAAUACAGUUGUAGCAUCUUGACUGUGUCUAUGUUUACAGAUAGCAGUGAAACAUUCAGUAAAAGAAACUACAUAGAGUCUAUUAGAGAUUUCUGAAGGACACUUUUUAAGGAGAGUGUUUAGUGUUAAGAGCUGAUUGGUGAGGCUUGAGCUUUCUUUGUUUUAGCUCUAUUAGCUUUACUUUUAGCUUGGCUGACCAACAACACCUAACUUAAGAUGGGAGAAGUGUGUAAAUGUUAAACAGUUUUUGCUGAACUCCUUUAAACUACCCUGUGGGUGGGUUUUUGAGUAGUUGAAUGUUAAAAAGCUCUUUUGAUUGUUGGGUGUUUCCCUGUGUGUCAAGGUUUUUAUGAAGUUUGCUUUUGGGGUAGAUAAGCACUUUUUUAGUGAAGGAUGUAUUCAGUUUGAUUCAGCCGUUUUACAGACAAAAAUAAAGCACUACAUUAAUCACCUGUACGGGUCAGGUUUGAUGUAUUGAAGGUGUGUUUAUGAUUUAUUGAGAUUUGAUUGUUUUAUUGUGUGUAUUAUUUUAAUCAUGCCGUUUUCUGUAUCUGCUUUAGCGCUCUCUCCGCUUUAAACCCUGUGUGGUGUUUACUCUCAGCUUGUCCUGUCUGGUGGAAAUAUAAGCCUUUUGCACUUUACCUAAAUCUCUGAAGAUGUUUUAUUUUAAACUGCCAAAUGACGACGUAAGAAACCUUUAACUGUGUAUUAAAAUAAUCCUGUUUGAAGUUAUUGAUUGUCAAAUGUCUGAUUUUCAUUUUCUAAUAAAUUA